Messenger RNA from Acaulospora colombiana, 617 nucleotides. NCBI's taxonomy places the organism in Eukaryota, Fungi, Glomeromycota, Glomeromycetes, Diversisporales, Acaulosporaceae. The record is from the annotation of a GenBank genome assembly.
AUGAGCAACGUGUUUGGUGCUUUUGAAUUUGCUCAUUCACACUUGAAUCACAUGGCGGGAAUAUGGAAGAAGAAAAAGUCAAAACAGCCUUCGCCCGAAACAACAGAUUCUGCAUCACAAAAAAUUGGUUAUUCUGGAUCACAACAAACGCACUAUAAUACGCAAUCACCAAGGCAGGAGACUUUAAUUCAUUCAAGGAACCCCUCUCGCGACACCACUACCUCGAAUGCUGGCACCUUUAGUACAAAUGUGGUUCGAGGUGAAAUACAAAGCUGGAUGGGUUAUUACAGAGAAACCUUCGGUGGAAAAAAUGAUAUACCACGACCAUCUGAUGAAAAGAUUGAAGAAAUGUUCUUAGAAUUGAUGAAUAAGAGAGAUUUGAAGAAUCUAUCGGAAUCGCACAGGAAGGCAAUACUAUCUAUCCCAAUCGAAAAAAAAUGGUUGCUAGUAAAAAAUGACUUGCUAGAGGAGAAAACUAGACCUAACUCAACCAAUAUUGUAAUAUCUUCUCAUGACAAGAACGCACCUGAAUGGUAUCUUAAAAGAAUCUUAGAUGGUACUAUCACUGUCAGAGAUAUGAACUCUCUAAGCGUUGCCUUAAGAACGCUACCUAUAAC